UUGCCUGGCUUUGGCCCGGCCCGGCCCAGACAGCUGCAGGUCCCGGGAGGCUGAGGGGGGAGGCCAACCCCUGAGUGCCCCAAGCAGCCUCCCCGGACCCCCUGUGCCCCCCUGGGCAGCCCACACUGGCCCUUGCCACAAGGAGGAGGAGCAAAGGCCCAGCCCAAAAUGCCUCCUGCCUCUGAGAAUGUUCCCCCAAAGUAAGAUCCCAGGACCCUCAAAUGGCCCCCAGAGAAGCCAAACCAGCUGCCUGGGACCCCAUAAUGCCUCCCAGGGACCCUCAGUUGCUCCUCUGGCACCCCAAAGCUAUCCCAAAGGAAUGAAAAUGGCCUCCUUGACCCAAACCUCCUCACCCCUCCCUCUUUUCCUCUCUUCAGAAAUAACCAGAUCAACCCUCGUGUAUCUCACAUGAUAAAUCUGGAGCUGUGAGGUGAGAUGGCAAAAAGACAACAAAGAGAUUAUAGGGGACAAAGAGUUAGGUCAGAUUAGAGUUAAGGCAGAGACAGACGCAGAGACCAGAGUGCCAGAAAGGAGGCCACAGCCAGAGGACACAGCAGUGACCUCUUCCCCCACCAGCAUGGCCCCACAGAACAACCCAGACAAGAGCUGGGAGAAGAGGAAGCCCCAGGAAAACAAGAUGGAACAGCCAAAGAGCAAUCCCAAGAAAGAAGAGGAGGAAGAGGGCAACAUGGAGGAUGAUGAUGAGAAUGAUUAUGAUGAUGCUGACUGUGAGGAGGAAGACAAUGAUGAGGAUGAAGAUGACCAAGACAAUGAAGAGGAGGAGGGGCACCAUCACAUCCACACCAGAGAGAAGCUGUUUCCCUGUGCAGAGUGCAGCAAGAGCUUCACCACAAGCUCCAGACUCCUCCGGCACCAAAUCAUCCACAGCAGUGAGAAGCCCUUCACCUGCACUGACUGUGGCAAGAGCUUCAGCUACAGAUCUGCUCUCACCAUCCACCAGCGCUCACACACUGGUGAGAAGCCCUUCACCUGCACUGACUGUGGCAAGAGUUUCAGCUACAGAUCUGCUCUCACCAUCCACCAGCGCUCACACACUGGUGAGAAGCCCUUCACCUGUGCUGACUGUGGGCAGAGUUUCAGCUACAGAUCUGCUCUCACCAUCCAUCAGCGCUUACACACUGGUGAGAAGCCCUUCACCUGUGCUGACUGUGGCAAGAGCUUCAGUCAGAGCUCCACCCUUACCCAGCACCACCUCACGCACACUGGUGAGAAGGCCUCCUGCCCUGACUGUGGCAAGACCUUCAGCUGCCGCUCUACCCUCACCAUCCACCGCCGCAUUCACACCAGAGACAAUCUGUUCCCCUGUGCAGAGUGCAGCAAGAGCUUCACCACGAGCUCCAGACUCCUUCGGCAUCGAAUCAUCCACAGUGGUGAGAAGCCCUUCACCUGCACCGAGUGUGGCAAGAAAUUCAGGCGCAGUUGCAACCUCACUGAGCACCGCCUCACUCACACCGGUGAGAAGCCCUUCACCUGCACUAACUGUGGCAAGAGCUUCAGGUGCAAAUCCCAUCUCAGUGCACACUGCCUCACGCACAGCAAUGAGAAGCCGUAUGCCUGUGGUGACUGCGGCAGGAGUUUCACUCAGAAGUCCAGUCUCACCAAGCACCGUCGUGUCCACACUGGUGAGAAGCCUUUCACCUGCAGUGACUGCGGCAAGAGCUUCAGCCAGAGCUCCGCGCUCCACACCCAUCGUCUUGUCCACACUGGUGGGAAGCCCUACAGCUGUGGAGACUGUGGCAAGAGGUUCAAGUGCAGCUCCAAUCUCACCCGACACCACCACACCCAUGAUGCUGACCAGGCCACACUGGGGAGCAGACACAAAUAGACACACUCUGGAUCUGUUGGUGUAAGUGGGACCAGCCCAAGAGGGCCUUUCCAGCAGAUAGAACCAAAAUUACCUCUUUUUGACCUGCACUUGUAAGGAGCUCGGAGCUCCAGCAGGAACUACCAACCCCUACACUUCUAAGCACCAAUUACUGGUGAUGAGAAUAAUUACACUGAUGAGUUGGCAUAUCUGGUGUUGCUCCUGGAGCCGUGAUGAGCUUUGCCAGGAUUUAUCUGGUUCUUCCCCAAUGCUUUGGGUCUCCCUGAGUUAAAGCCCUGUCCAUUGCUCAUGUACCAAUAAUAACCCAGUUAAGAAA
This is a messenger RNA of Pogoniulus pusillus (Red-fronted tinkerbird), 2162 nucleotides long. RefSeq names its product zinc finger protein OZF-like. Gene Ontology annotation, cellular component: PcG protein complex; transcription regulator complex; chromatin. The coding region runs from base 578 to 1846 and encodes 422 amino acids. Gene Ontology annotation, molecular function: DNA-binding transcription factor activity, RNA polymerase II-specific; RNA polymerase II cis-regulatory region sequence-specific DNA binding. The record is from RefSeq and is a predicted model, not a curated record. Gene Ontology annotation, biological process: regulation of transcription by RNA polymerase II. NCBI's taxonomy places the organism in Eukaryota, Metazoa, Chordata, Aves, Piciformes, Lybiidae. The transcript has 2 exons.